UAUUUAACUGGAAUUUUCAUGAAAAUAUUUCCCCGUAUAAGUCACUUUCAAAACGGAAACCUAACGCAGAAAAAAUUCAAAUUUAAAAAAAGUAUUAAUAUAUAAUUCACAUAGCUUUGGAAUUAUAAAAUAGGGCAUAAUGUUUUUCUGGACUGUUCUAUGCUCCUAUAUCCUUAUUGCGAGUGCUAAAGAAAUAAAUAUGGAAGCAGUUAUGAAAUCCAUCCAAAGCUUCUGUGAGAAAAUGGAAGAACAUGGUGAAAGUAUGAGAUCAGACAUGAAUAAAUGUUUUUCAUUGAACCCGAAAAAUAUUCAAGAUAUUUUACUUCGAUGUUAUACUAAAACCAUUCCAGGAGUGGAAGAUGAUUUUUCCUUUUUCCAAGAAGCGUGUAAAGACCAUACAACUAAAUUUCCAGAACUAUUUGAAUGUUAUGGAGAAAAUAAGGACAUAUUGCAGAAUACUAAUAGAACUGAUGCAUUGGAUUGUGAAAUAGCUAUGUCUAAGAACUAUGAUUUAGAUAUGUUUGUACCAAUGGAUGAAGAACCAAAAUCUGAAUAGAAACUUAAUUGUGCAUUUUUUUCAUCAAUAAAAUAAAAACCUUUCUUUUUCAAGAGAAAA
This is a messenger RNA of Parasteatoda tepidariorum (common house spider), 616 nucleotides long. RefSeq lists its product as uncharacterized. The record is from RefSeq and is a predicted model, not a curated record. NCBI's taxonomy places the organism in Eukaryota, Metazoa, Arthropoda, Arachnida, Araneae, Theridiidae.